This is a messenger RNA of Orcinus orca (killer whale), 7362 nucleotides long. RefSeq names its product stomatin like 1 (gene STOML1). Bases 874 to 1809 code for a protein of 311 amino acids. Lineage: Eukaryota; Metazoa; Chordata; Mammalia; Artiodactyla; Delphinidae. The transcript is spliced from 8 exons. Gene Ontology annotation, cellular component: plasma membrane. The record is from RefSeq and is a predicted model, not a curated record.
CUCCGUCCCCCACCUCUCACCUGAAGCUGCUUCAAGCGAGGCAUGGCCCAGAGGGCAUUAAAGGGGGGUGAAGAAUUGUGAACUAGGAAAGAACAUCUUUGCCCUCAUCUCUGGCAUCUGUUGAAGAGCAAUUGAUGCUUUAUCCCUUUAAGCUAAGGUCCAGUGAUGCCACCCUCACCAGAUAGCCUUAGGCUGUCUCCAAAAGGACUCCUUGAAAGCACACUUCUGGGGCUGAUAGUAGAGGAGGUGUUAUGCCAUCAGCAUUCAGUUCAACCCAGCAUGUGCUUACAGAUGCCCAGGUACUCCUGGCUUUGCCAGCUAUGGGAGGCAAUAUAAAUCAGACAAAAGGAUUGACUCCUGCUCAGCCCAGUGAGGAGAGCAUCAUGUGAUUGGCUUCUCAAUUCCAAUGACUACUGUCUCGCAGAGAAUAGGCCUUGUGAGGGUGGGACUUGGGACAGAUUUGUUUUGGUGUAUGGGAGGAAGGAACAGUCCUUAACUAGCACCUGCCCAAAGAUAUGGGAGUAGUAUUAGGUUCUUAGGGCACGGCACUAAAGUGGAGUGAAGAACUGUGAGCUUGGAAAGAACAUCUUAGCCCUGAAAAGGAAGGAGCCACUGAAAGGGGAGGUGGGCAAAAGAUGCACCUCAGAGCUGGCCUUCCUGCCUCUGCCAUGGCCUCAUCAGUUUCCUGGGGUUCUUGCUGCUGCUGAUCACCUUCCCCAUUUCUGGUUGGUUUGCCCUGAAGAUGAGGAAACUGAAGCUCAGACUUGUCCAAAGUCAUACUGGCAGCCAGUAAGUGGCAGAAACAAGUCUUCCCAAACUCCCAAGUUUGGGGGUCUGAACACUGGCUUUAAGAUCGUGCCCACCUAUGAGCGCAUGGUCGUGUUUCGACUGGGCCGGAUCCGCACCCCUCAAGGACCCGGUAUGGUUCUGCUCCUGCCCUUCAUUGACUCCUUUCAGAGGGUGGAUCUGAGGACACGAGCCUUCAGUGUCCCUCCUUGCAAGUUGGCCUCUAAGGAUGGGGCUGUGCUGUCUGUGGGGGCUGACGUCCAGUUCCGCAUCUGGGACCCGGUACUGUCGGUGAUGACAGUGAAGGACCUGAACACAGCCACACGCAUGACGGCCCAGAACGCCAUGACCAAGGCUCUGCUCAAGAGGCCUCUGCGGGAGAUCCAGAUGGAGAAGCCCAAGAUCAGCGACCAGCUCCUGCUGGAGAUCAACGACGUGACCAGGGCCUGGGGGCUGGAGGUGGACCGCGUGGAGCUGGCAGUGGAGGCCGUGCUCCAGCUGCCCCAGGACAGUCCAGCUGGGCCCAGCCUGGACAGCACCCUGCAGCAGCUGGCCCUCCAUUUCCUGGGAGGAGGCAUGUCUUCAGUGGCAGGAGGUGCCCCACUCCCCGAGCCAGCAGAUACCUUGGAUAUGGUGAACGAGGUUGAGCCGUCUGCCCCUCAUGGUGGUGCCGGGUCCAGCCCCAAGCAGCCUGUGGCCGAGGGGCUGCUGACGGCUCUGAAGCCCUUCCUGUCUGAGGCCCUGGUCAGCCAGGUCGGGGCCUGCUACCAGUUCAAUGUCGCCCUGCCCAGUGGCACCCAGAGCAUCUACUUCUUGGACCUCACUACAGGGCAAGGGAGGGUGGGGCAUGGGGUGCCUGAUGCCAUCCCUGAUGUGGUGGUGGAGAUGGCCGAGGAGGACCUGCAGGCCCUGUUGUGCAGGGAGCUGCGGCCCCUGGGGGCCUACAUGAGCGGGCGGCUGAAGGUGAAGGGCGACCUGGCCGUGGCCAUGAAGCUGGAGGCUGUCCUCAGGGCCCGGAAGUAGCAGGUUUGGCUGACUGUCCAUAGCCUAGCCCCGAGCCUGGCACCAAGCCAGGGGGGCAUCUUGGAGGAGGAGUCAUUGACACUGCACCUUGGAUUGUUGAGGCCCUGAGAAGUUUCAGGCCCAGCAAGAGCCAAUGAGUGGAGGCUGGGAGACCCUGGAGACUGGGAAAGGCCAAGUCAGGCGGCCCUGCCCUUCUCAUCCACAGUGGUUCUCUGGACAAGCCUUUGCUGAUCCUGGUCCCCUGCCGCGUACCCGGUCUGAGCUGGGUGCACAGCGCGAUGACAGGAGAGCCAGGCCUGCUGUGCUGUGCUGCCUGCCUGACUGGAGAGCCAGGGCUGACAGAAACAGCCUGACAGCAGCUGCCUUGGUCCCAGGGUGAGGGAGCAAUGCGUGCAGCUCGGGCUCCAAGCUCCAGAAGUGGGCUCAGAGAGGCUGGAGGAGGGAGAGGGGCGGCGGCCCCGAGAAGAGGCCCCUGCGGUGGGAGGGGUCUGGGGAUCGGCUGGGUCUGCCCUGCUGAUUGCAGUCCAGGCCCAGGCUGGGGGGAUGGGGACAGGAAAGAGUGGGGCUGGCUGCUCCCCGGCUCUGCUCUUGAAGACGUCUGUCUUGACUCGUCUCCCAGCUCGGUCUUGCAUGCCUGACAGACUGGAGCCCGGGGCAGCAUGAAGGAGAGCCCUGCUGUUGCUUUGCUUUCCGGAGGUUUGAAAACCUCAAAUAAAUGUGAUGUUUACAAUGUAUUUGGAGAGAAAUAGGGGUAAUGGAGGUGGGUCGGAGGGUCUCUGAGGUGAUGCCCCUGCUGCCGGACCGGGGCCCAGGCCCUGAAGGGUGACACAAGCCCUGACAGUGCUCUUCAAUCACCCACAGUUCCACUUCCUGCCAAGGGCCUCAAAGCAGGCAGCAGCAGGGCACUCUGUUUCCCUUUAUAGUCAGGGUAGAGGUUUGGCAGGAAAGAGGGGGUGUGGGUGUGACAGAGCUGGUCUGGCAAACAACGUAAUGAAGGCAGGGCUGGGGGCGCGUAUCACAUUCAAGAGAGGGGUAGGAGCUGCUAUCAGCUGCCCCUCCUGUUAUACCCCUGGUCACUGUUUCCCUACUGUUCUGGCCCAAACCUCAGGGACCCCAGAGAAGGGAGGCCUUAGACAUCUCAGGUUCUGAGAAAUGAUGAAUCUCACAUCCUGGAGAGACUUGUUAAAAAAAACAAAAAAAACACAGAAAUUUGAGGCUCCUUUUUGAGGCGCAGCCUCUGGCUGCGAUCUGGCACCAGGCCUUCCCCCUCAGGGCCCUCUCCAGGUGCCUUGGCACCAGGCUCCAUCCAGUUUGCCCUUUUGUUCCUGCCAGUGCCCGCCUUGGCCUCUUGUAGAGGUAGACCAGCAUAGACCAAACCACCAUUGGGUUCAGGUUUCAGCCCCAGGGCCCCUUCCUGGAGGGCCAGAGCCCCAGGUUGCUGCCCCUGCUCUGUCCCUCUCUCCACUCCUGGAGGCCGCCCAGCCAGGGCUGCCUGUUCAAAAGCCUUCCCUCCAAUCUCUACCGGCCACACUCCCGCUGCCCGUGAGCCCUGGUGGGGCAUGAUCUUCUCUGCUUGGCCUGGGCUCCCCCUCUACUUCGGCGCUGUCGUUGUGCCUAUUCCCCACUGUGUCUGUCACUGUUCUUGUGUAAGUGCCUGCCCUCCCUGCUGGACCAUGAGCUACAUGCCCAAGCCAUCCAUCACUGUUCCCUCCAUUGUUACUGCACACAGUGCCCCAGGGGGAAGAGGGGAAACCCCACGCGUCUUCCUCAUGAAAGCUUAAGGGAAACCAAAACUCAGAUCUUCUUUGUGGCUGUUGGAGGAUCAGCAUCACAGGGGAAACAAACUUUUCUAGAUGUCUGUGUGCGUGGAGAACAAAGCCUGCUGCCAGCGGUUAAUACCCUCCUGUCCAGGGGAACUCAUUCCUUGGGGAGGCCAGCACUCCAGGAAAGGGAGCCCACAGGUUCAAGGCCUCUGAGUUUCGGAGGACCCAGCAGACUUUGUAGUCCCCAGUGGGUGGACGAGGGGCACCUAAUGGGGCCAGGGUGUGGGGAGGGAGGGAGAAGGGUGUCCAUCAAAGAAGGCUUCCUGAGGAGAUGUUGCCUGAGACUCACAGCUACAUGGAGAUGAGAGAAGAAAGGAAAUGGGGGGAAAGACAUUCGGUAGAGGGGGAAAGUCCCUGUGAGAGCACAGGAAGAGGUAGUGGACACCUCCGAUUUGGGAAACUGGAACCUAAAGUCUGAAGGGGGAUGUAUGCAGGGAUUUUGGGGGGACUGACGCUGUGCCAAGUAUGCCCCUGUACUGCACGAGGCACUUCCUGUAUUUGUUUUCCUCAAGAUAACCUGAUGAAUAGUGAUAAAGAAUUAUAUUAUUAUGCUAUAUUGAUAUAUAAUGUAUUAUUCUGAUGUUAUUUUAAAAUAAGUAUUUAAUUUUGAAUAGAGAGUUUUAAAAAGGCAUGCUAUGAAAAUUGUCCCUCACACUCCUGAUUCCAUCCACAUAUUUUGAAACAGGUAUCCCAUGGUAUUAGUUUCUUGGUUAUUCUUCCAGAAGUUGAGGUUUAAAAAAAAUACAUUUACAAGAAAAUCCAAAUAUAUUAUUCUCUGGAUGGGGGUUGCUUGUUUUUUGUUUUUUUUACAGAAAUGGCAGCAUAGCAAAUACAAUGUUGAUUUGUUCCCUUAACCUUACAGUUGAGGAUCUUUCCGUAUUAGCACACCUAGACUUUCCUUAUUCAGUUUUGUAGUUACAUAGGAUUCCAUUGAAUGGGCGUAUCAUAGUUUAUUUAACCUGGUUUGCAUUGAUGGACAUUCACAUUUUUUGUGUGUGUUUUGCUAUUUCAAACAAUCUUGCAGUAAUAAUCUUUCACAUACGCUAUUUCACCUGUGGUUGAAGUUCAUCUGUGGGAUAAAGUCCUAGAAAGGAAAUUGCUAGGUCAAAGCAUUUCUAAUUUAAUAUUGCCCAAAUGCCUUCUCUGGGGGUUAUUCUAAUUUACGCUCCCGUUAUCAGUGAGUGAGAGUCUGUUUUUCCUCAUAGCCAUGCCAGCACAAUGUGUUUUUAAACUUUUGGAUUUUUUGACAGUCUAGUAAGUGAAAAAUUGCAUCUCAGUAUAAUUUUUUAAAGUUGUUCAAUUGCUUAUUGCUUUUUAAGACUUGGAUUUUCAGUCCCAGCAAAAGCAAGGGGUUUUUGUUGGCUUUCUCCAGCGUUUACUUUUUAAAGUAUGAUAUGAUAAAAAUGCACCCAUUUUAAAUGUGCUUGAUGUGUUUUGACAAAUGUGAACACUGUGUAACCACCAGCCACCACAAUCAAGAUACAGAACAUUUCCAUCAACUCGCGUAGCUCCCUUGUGUCCCUUCCCAUUCAAGCCUCAGUGUCCCCGCCCCCGCCCCCCCAGGUCCAGGUCACCACUGGUCUGCUUUCUGUAACUGUUGAUUAAAUUUCACUUUUCUAGAGUUUCAUACAAGGGAAACUAUACCGUGUGUACCCUUCUCUGUCUCACUUCUUUCCCUUUAGUGUUUUUGAAUCAUCUGUGUUAUCAUGUGUAUUUGUAGUUUGUUCUUUUUUAUUUUUAGUGAUAUUCUGUUGUAUGGAUAGAUGUGUACAAUUUAUAUAUUCAUCUGUUCAUGGACAUUUGAGUAGUUUUCAGUUUUGAUUAUCAGACCUCCUCUGAACAUCUGUCUGUGUACAAGUCUUCGUAUGGAUAUAUGUUUUCAUUUGGGUAAAUACUCAGGAGUAGAAUUUCUGGGUCAAGAAACUAACAAACCAAUUCCAAGAUAGUCGUGCCAACACUUGGUGCUGUCAGUCUUUUUCACGGGGUGUGACUGAUGACUUUGAGCCUCCUUUGUGCUUAUUGGGCAUAUGUCUUCUUUUGUGAAGUGUCUGUCCAAUAUUUUUUCUCACUUUAAAAAAUGGCUUAUUUAUCUUAUCGGUAUAGAUUCAUAUUAGCUUUAAGACUUCCUAGUAAAUCCUGGAUACAUGUUUUUUAGCACAUAUUUGGAAUAUUUUCUCUCAGUCUGUAGCUUGCCUUUCUAACUUCCUAGUGCUUUAUCUUGAAAAGCAGUAGAUUUUAAUUUUGAUAAAGUCCAGGCUACAACUUUUUUUUUAUCCAGUUUUUUUCCCUAAAUUUAUUUAUUUUAUUUAUUUUUGGCUGCGUUGGGUCUUCAUUGGUGCGCGUGGGCUCUCUCUCGUUGCGGCGAGUGGGGGCUUCUCUUGUUGCAGUGCACGGGCUCUAGGUGCGCAAGCUUCAGUAGCUGUGGCUCGCAGGCUCUAGAGUGCAGGCUCAGUAGUUGUGGCACACGGGCUUAGUUGCUCUGCGGCAUGUGAGAUCUUCCCAGACCAGGGCUCGAACCUGUGUCCCCUGCAUUGGCAGGCGGAUUCUUAACCACUGUGCCACCAGGGAAGCCCUAUAACUUUUCAAUGGUUAGAGGUUUUGUGUCAUUUCCUGGAUGUCUUUGCUCAUCUUUGCUCACGGUCUUGAAGAUUUUCCCCCAUGUUUUCUUCUAAAGUCUAAAAGUUUAUAGAUUCAGCUAUUACUUUUAGGCUUGUGAUCCAUUUUGAGUUACUUUUUGUGUAUGGUAUUAGAUAAAAGGCUGAGGUGUUUCCCCCCCGACCCUCCCCGCCAUGGGUACCCAAUUAUUCUAGCACUUCUUGUUGAAAAGAUAUAUUUUCCCCAUUGAAUUACCUCGAAACUUAAAUUUUUUCAUUUCUCUUAUUUUGUGUGAAGUUGAAUAUUUUGUAAUAUGUUUAAGAGCCAUUGUGUUUCUUUUUCUGUGAACUGUUAUUUCAUCUACUUUGUCCAUUUUUUUAGUGUUGGUUGUUUCUAGUUUUGUUUUGACACCUGGGAGCUCUUUAAAUGCUAGGGAGAUUAGCUGUUUUUUAUAUGAGUUGUAAAAUGUUUUUAACCCAAUUUGUUGUUUGUAUUUUGACUUUGCUUAUACUUUUCCAUGAAAUUUGACAAAUGUAUUUGAAAUGACAUAUAUUUUAUUUUAUGGCUUUUAGGUUUUAAGUCAUAAGAAAAACUUCCAUUCUGAGAUCAUAAAGGAAUUCCAUGUACUCCCAUUAUUUUAUUUUUUACAUGUAGCUGUUUGACCCACUCGGGAUUUAAAUGAGCAUAAAAUAUAAAAUAUAGAACCACAUUUUUUUUUCAAUGCCAUGUAUUUCUGUUUGUCUUGGGGUCCAUAUCUGGGUUUUCUGUUGUGUUCCACUGGACUAAUGUUUGUCCAUGCACUGGGUCCACAUGGUUUUAAUGAUUGAGGCUUCAUAAAAUGUUUAAUAUCUGUAAGAUUAAUUCUUUUUAAUGCUUCUUAAGAAAUUCUUCCUGGGAAUUCCCUGGUGGUCCAGUGGUUAGGACUCCGCGCUUUCACUGCAGAGUGCGUGGGUUCAAUCCCUGGUAGGGGAAGUAAGAUCCUGCAAGCCGCGCAGCCCGGCCAAAUUAAAAAAGAAAAGAGAAGAAAAAGAAAAAAAAAUUCUUCCUGCCUGUUCUUCUUCUUCUUUUGUUUUUUUAAAAAUAAACUUUAGAAUUACCCAGUCUAGUUAAAAUAAAUUGUUUAUAUCUUUAUUGA